GCAACUCGGCCGCUGGGCAGCUGCAUCGCCGGGUCCUGCGGCGCCGCUCCCAGAGCCAUGCGCUGCUUAGCCCGACUAGUCGUUUACUUCUACCUGUGGAGCUUUUGUACUGCUCGGGGAGAAAAGACCGAGGAGGGGACAGAGGACGUGAAAAUAGAAGUUUUGCAUCGUCCCGAAAACUGCUCGAAGACAAGCAGGAAGGGAGACAUGCUAAAUGCCCAUUACGAUGGCUACCUGGCUAAAGACGGCACGAAAUUCUACUGCAGCCGGACACAAAAUGAAGGUCACCCCAAAUGGUUUGUUCUUGGUGUUGGACAAGUCAUAAAGGGGCUGGACAUUGCUAUGAUGGACAUGUGUCCUGGAGAAAAGAGAAAAGUGAUUAUACCUCCUUCAUUUGCAUAUGGAAAAGAAGGCUAUGCAGAAGGCAAGAUUCCACCUGAUGCAACAUUGAUUUUUGAGAUUGAACUUUAUGCGGUGACCAAAGGACCACGGAGCAUGGAAACAUUUAAGCAGGUGGACACAAACAAUGACAGGCAGCUCUCUAAAGCCGAGAUAGAGCAUUACUUGCAAAAGGAUUUUGAAAAAGAUGAAAACCCACGUGACAAAUCCUAUCAGAAUGCAGUUUUAGAAGAUAUUUUUAAGAAGAAUGAUCAUGAUGGCGAUGGCUUCAUCUCUCCCAAGGAAUACAAUGUACACCAGCAUGAUGAACUAUAGCAGUUUCAUCUCUAGCCACUUUAUUUCUGUAUGUUUUCACAACUUACUGUACUUGAUGUAGAAAAAAAAGUUAUCCUACAAUGUAUUUUCUAUUUUUCCCCAUGAGAAGAUAAUUUGUUUUGCUCAUUAUAUGUAAUUUUCAUAUAAUAAAUAUGAAACUAUUUUGCAAAUUUAA
This is a messenger RNA of Jaculus jaculus (lesser Egyptian jerboa), 889 nucleotides long. RefSeq names its product FKBP prolyl isomerase 7 (gene Fkbp7). The record is from RefSeq and is a predicted model, not a curated record. The coding region runs from base 58 to 714 and encodes 218 amino acids. Gene Ontology annotation, molecular function: calcium ion binding; peptidyl-prolyl cis-trans isomerase activity. The transcript is spliced from 4 exons. NCBI's taxonomy places the organism in Eukaryota, Metazoa, Chordata, Mammalia, Rodentia, Dipodidae.